CUCUGACAGUCUAGGAGAAAGUAGACUAUUGAACCAUGUCCAGCAAGUACAGCUUGAAGUGGAAUUCGUACCAUGUGGAGACACAUGCCAGUUUCGAGUCGCUUCGCAGCCGAGAGAUGCUGGUGGAUACGACUCUGUUUUGCGACGGCCAGGCUCUCAAGGCGCACAAGCUGGUGCUGUGCGCCGGAUCGGGUUAUUUCGAACGGAUGCUCCAUCGAGCCGACCAUCGUGACGCGUGGAUGUAUUUCUUCGGUGUAGAUGCGAACCUCCUGAAGCUCCUGAUAGAUUUCAUGUAUUGCGGCGAGGUGGAGGUGCCAGAGGUGGACCUGAAGAGUUUCAUCGAACUCGCAGAUGCAUUGGAAGUGAAGGGAUUAAAGGGAGACCGCUCCAAGAAUGCUGCCUUCUCCUCGUCUCCCGGCUCCUCGAUCCCUGUGUCGGACGUGCAAGAUGCCCUGGCUCACAAGCGAAAGGCAGCCGUUUUGCAGGCAGGAUGCCCCAGUGAUAUCUCUCAUUCCGGUGCCCUCAAGGUCCGAAGGAAGCAUUUUUCGGCCUCUUCUAGUCCUUUAUCGGCAUUCCCCAAGCAGUACAUGUACCAAACACCAGUGCACAAGGAAGUGAUAAGCCAGGAAGCAAAUAACUCUGGAUCUGCCGGUCUAUGCGUGUCUGCCCAGCAGCCAGAAGUCUUCAUAAAAGACGAAGUAGAAGACGUGGAUCUGGAGGAAGGAGACGGUCGUCUAGUCGAACGCAUAGAGAACCCAGAGAAUGGGAGCAAAUGGGGGGAAUCCAUCAACUCUUCAGAGCAGCAAGGAGCACUGGUGUCCAAUGGAGACAUGCCGUUGAUCGUCCCACCGGACAUCAACCCUUCGACCAGCAGCGUGGUGGAUGGAAGAGGAAGGAGAAGAAAACUGAAGACCACAAGAAAGGAGGAUGAGCUGAUUGUGCAAGAAUUUCAAUUGAUCAUCCGACAUGCUGCUGGUCGUCUUAGUCUCGGUGUUCCAUACGAGAAGUACAGGGGACACCUGCUGCAUGCUCGGACUUGGACCAACCUCAAGAUCUACCUUUGCACCCUCUGCCCCUACAAGACGGCCCGGAGCGGACUGGCCCUGGACCACGUCCGCACUCACACGGGGGAGAAGCCCUUCGCAUGCUCCACCUGCGGCAAGGGCUUCUCCGAUCGCGCCAACUGGAAGAGGCACCGGCUCACCCAUGAUCGCAUUCAUUCGUGCUUUAAGGAUUCCUACAACUGUAACUGGAGGAAUUACUGUUUCUGGUCUCAAAAAAAUGGAUACCAAGGAACAACACUGGCUCACUCUGAUGCGAUGUCUAAGAAAGAAUGGAACUUUCGUCAUGUACCUAAAAACGCCAAAGAGGCUUCCAAAGUGAGAAGACUGAAACCUGCAUGGUGUAUCCUCGUGUUACAGACCGUCGGGAUUCCACCCCAGGACCGCUGUGGAGUCAUCUGGCAAGGCUGGACAUGGGACCGGCGUAAGAGAUACUUCUGCUCCCGUUGCUUGUACAUCACCCACAGUACGUUUGCUGCAUUCAGGCACGGUCGCUCUCACACCGGGGAGAAGCCAUUUGCAUGUUCCACCUGUGGCAAGAGGUUCUCUGAUUGCUACAAUUGCAGGAACCACGAGUUAAUCCACAAUCGCAUUCGUUCGUCUACCGGUGUCGAUGCAUGA
This is a messenger RNA of Darwinula stevensoni, 1682 nucleotides long. The record is from the annotation of a GenBank genome assembly. Lineage: Eukaryota; Metazoa; Arthropoda; Ostracoda; Podocopida; Darwinulidae.